This is a messenger RNA of Adineta steineri, 981 nucleotides long. Lineage: Eukaryota; Metazoa; Rotifera; Eurotatoria; Adinetida; Adinetidae. The record is from the annotation of a GenBank genome assembly.
AUGUCUAUAGCAACAUUAUUAUCUUCUAUUCAACAAUUGUUUCGAAUUGGUGGUCCCAUAUUAUUAUUUAUUGGUAUUACAAGUUGUAUACUAAAUUUGUUAGUACUAAGAAGAAUUAGUCUACGGAAAAGUCCAUGCACAAUCUGUUUAGUUGCUGUUAAUAUUGUCAAUUUGGCCUAUUUGUUUUUUGGUUUCCUUUUUGCGGUAUUUUUAGUCGGUUAUAAUAGCGAUCCUAGUACAAGCAGUAUUAUUUUCUGUCGAUUUCGUAAUUAUAUGAGCUUUAUUCUUACAUGCUGUGAACCAUCUUGUCUUAUUUUGGCAUCCAUUGAUCGUGUAUUAGUUACUUCACCAAAUGCUGGAACUCGAAGACGCAGUACACGUCGAUUAACAAUCAUAAGCAUGAUUGGUAUAUGUUCAUUCUGGGCUAUAUUUCAUAUUCAUACAUUGAUUUUUAUACAAAUUGUACAAUAUGGAACUAACUACUUUGUUUGUAUCUAUCAACCAGGUGCAUACACUACAUUCAUAUCAUACUAUUCACUUGUUGUUACUGGAUGUCUUCCACCUACACUCAUGGCAAUAUUUGGCUGUUGGACAGUGAAAAAUAUUCGUCAAGUACGUCGUGUUAGACAUAAUGCUAGUACAAGAACUACUGCAACUGUAGUAGUAGUUGGUGGAGCACAUACUCUUCAAUCCAAGGACCAACAACUUAUCCGAAUGUUAUUUAUUGAAAUACUUAGUUAUAUUAUUUGUAAGUAUCCAGGCACACUCAUGCUCAUCUAUCAACAAAUCACUCAAUAUGAUAUUAAAAGUGAUGAGCGACGACAAAUUGAACAAGCUAUUCAGGAACUCACAGCGUUUUUGUAUUUUGUGGAAAACAGUAUUGGUUGUUAUACAAAUAUGAUUGCAUCGAAGACUUUCCGCACAGAACUAAAACGUAUUCUUAUAAAAAUCCCUACGUAUUUUCGUUCUUCAGUAGCAUAA